UGUACAUUGACCACAACAGUGAGAACAGCUGUGACUACAACAGGAUGGCCUGCCUUGCUAAAGAGACCUGCUGCCCUGUGCUGGAACCCUUCAGCUACCAUGGCUUUGAUGAAGACUGAUAGGGAAUUAUGAGAUAAAGAAAACUCUGACCAUCCAGCCAUCCACAAUGAGCGCAGCGUUGUCUUUGCAGACCUCUCAAAGAAAGAGAUUCUUCAGGUGCGUGACUACAUGUCCAAGAUCUCUGGGGUGAACAUCUUAUUUGAUCCAUCUUCACGUCUCUCAGCUGACUACCUGUACAUGAUCGAGCUCUCCCUGCCAAGAAAACAGGAGGUUUUGCUCUAUCUGGAUGUCAAUGGAUCAAAACCGGUGAGAGAGGCAACUGCAGUGGUUUUUCAUGGCAGUCAGAACAUCAUAAAGGAAUAUGUUGUUGGCCCACUACCCAACCCAACCUACCACCGAGAUGUGACUGUUGAGAGGUACGAACAGGAGAUCCCUUUAACUGCACGUCCAUUCACUGAAAAGGAAGAAGAACUGAUGCGUUCAUUUCUGCAGCGUGAGCUUAAACCUUUAACUUCACUUCUGUAUGAAAGCUUUGAUUUAAAUCCAUCACAAGACAUUGAUUACUAUGACAGUGAGCCCAGAGGGAUCAAUUCAGGAGACAGACAAUCCUGGAUUACACUCUGUCGAAAUGUGGAGGGCUUUUACAUUCAUCCAACCAGCUUUGAAAUUUUGGUAGACCACAAAAGCACCAAUCAUUUGGAUUGGCAUGUGUUGAAAGUGUUUUAUAAUGAUCAGUACUUUGAUGGUUUAUCAGAACUGAAGCUGCAGUACGAGGCAGGGAGUGUGAAGAAAGUCAUCUACAAACCUGUGCCAAAUUAUGCGUCACUCAAACCCAGGAAGAAACCCACCGGUGUUGGACCCCAACAGUUUUCUGUACGAGGCAAACGAUUCAGUAUAGAGAAAAACAACAUCGUAUACCUUGACUGGAGUUUUGCCUUUGGACUGAGCACUGUCAGAGGUAUGAGAGUUUUUGAUGUUCGUUUUAGAGGGGAGAGAAUCAUCUAUGAACUCAGCGUCCAAGAGGCCAUAUCAGUGUAUGGGUCAGCCACCCCAACUCUCAUACUCUCUGAGUACUUAGAUGGCAGCAUGAGCAUUGGUGCACGUGUCAAUGAGUUGGUCACGGGUGUCGACUGCCCAUAUUCAGCCAGCUACAUUGACACUUUCCAUUUCAUGGACACUGGGGCUCCACAGCAUCUCAGGAACUCAAUUUGUGUCUUUGAGCAUGACAUGGGCCAACCUCUGAGGAGGCACUCUGAGGCUGACUACAAAACCUAUGGAGGACUUGCUAAUAGUGCUCUAGUUUUCAGGACAAUCACAGUUCUAGAAAACUAUGACUACAUUUGGGAUUUCAUUUUCUACCAAAGUGGCUCAGUGGAGGCAAAAGUGCAUGCCUCUGGCUACAUUGCAUCUUCUUUCAAAUUGGACAAUAAUUUCAAAUAUGGUGACCAAGUGGCAGAGAACACCAUUGGAAAUAUCCACACCCAUUUCCUUCACUUCAAAGUGGAUCUUGACAUUUCAGGAGUGAUGAAUGUAUUCCAGACCAAAGACAUGGAGUUUGAGAAUAUCUCUCUUCCUUGGACGGAUGAACCUGCACGUCACACCCAGAUCCCUAAGUUGGUGGAGAAACGGCUUCAAACAGAGAAGGAGGCCGCUCUGCUUAACAAUGCCACGACCCCACGUUUACUCCAUGUUGCAAGUAACCAAACCAACCGGUGGGGUCACCCGCGUUCCUACAGGCUGCAGGUGUUCAGCAACCCUGGGGAUCACCUCCCAGAGAGCCAGAGAGAGGAGAAGGCCAUUUCCUGGGCCAGGUAUAAGGUUGCCAUAACUAAGUAUAAGGACCGGGAGCAGAGCAGCAGCAGCCUGUACAACCAGCAUGAUAUAUGGGAUCCACCUGUUGACUUCAGCAAGUACAUUGAAGAUAACGAAAAUAUCAUAAAUGAGGAUCUGGUUGCCUGGGUAUCCACUGGUUUCCUCCACAUCCCACAUGCAGAGGACAUCCCCAACACUGUGACACUGGGUAAUGGGGGUGGAUUCCUGCUGCGCCCACACAACUACUUUGAUGAGGAUCCAUCCAUCCACUCUGCUGACGGGGUGUACAUUGACCACAACAGUGAGAACAGCUGUGACUACAACAGGAUGGCCUGCCUUGCUAAAGAGACCUGCUGCCCUGUGCUGGAACCCUUCAGCUACCAUGGCUUUGAUGAAGACUGAUAGGGAAUUAUGAGAUAAAGUAUGCUUCUUCCUUUGUGUUUUUGUUUGAUUUGAGUCUUACUUAAACUGCAGUCAGGACAUGAUUAUUAUUUUGAAUAUACAACAAUAAUUCCACAAAAGUUGGAGUGCUGUGUAAAAUGUAAAUAUAAACAGAAUGGAAUGAUUUUCAAAUCUCAUAAACUCAUAUUUUAUUCACAACAGGAUAUUAAAAAAAACAUAUCAGAUGUUUCAACUGAGACAUUUCACCAUUUCACGAAAAACAUAAGCUCAUAUUGAAUUUGAUGGCAUCAACACAUGUCAAAAAGGUAGGGAUAGGGUUGUGUUUGCCAUUGUGUAGCAUCCCCUCUACAUUGAUAAAAAGUCUGUAAACAUCUGUAAACAACACCUCUAAACAAGUGAGGAGACCAGUUGCUGGAGUUUUGGGAGAGGAAUGUUGUCCCGUUCUUGUCUGAUGUAGGACUCUAGCUGCUCAACUGUCCUGAGUCUUCUUUGUCAAUUUUAUGAUGCACCGAAUGUUUUCUAUUAGUGACAGGUCUGGACUGCAGACAGGCCAAUUCGGCACCCUGACUCUUCUACUGUGAAGCCAUGCCGUAGUGAUGGGUGCAGAAUGUGGUUCAGCAUUGUCUUGCUGAAAUAUGCAAGGCCUUCCCUAAAGAACAUGUUGUCUUGAUGGGAGUAUAUGUUGCUCUAAAACCUCUGUAUACCUUCAGCAUUAAUAGUGCCUGUACAGAUGUGUAAGAUGCCCACACCACAGUCAGUUGCAUUGAUUAUGUGUAAUUGAUUUCUUCAGAUAAAAAACUAAUUAACCACUUCUUAUUAACCACACUUUCUUUCUUAACUUCUUUUCCUGUUUGCAUUUUGAUCAAAACAUGAUUUUACAAAAACAUGACUGGGUUAACCUUGCAAAGCAGAUGGAUAUGCCCAUUUCUGUGUUCCUCACUGGCAAAUCCAUCUAGCAAAGCUCCCAUCCAAACUGUUAGGGCCCGGUUAGAAAGUGACAGGACCAAUCAGUGACGAGGUGCAGUACUUUCAGACACGGCAGAGUCAUGACGUAAACAAGCAGCAGCAAGAGGCCAGAGCUUUGGG
Messenger RNA from Cheilinus undulatus (humphead wrasse), 3360 nucleotides. Its product is annotated as membrane primary amine oxidase-like. The coding region runs from base 229 to 2274 and encodes 681 amino acids. The transcript is spliced from 6 exons. The record is from RefSeq and is a predicted model, not a curated record. Gene Ontology annotation, cellular component: plasma membrane. Lineage: Eukaryota; Metazoa; Chordata; Actinopteri; Labriformes; Labridae. Gene Ontology annotation, biological process: amine metabolic process. Gene Ontology annotation, molecular function: primary methylamine oxidase activity; copper ion binding; quinone binding.